UUCUCCAACAUAAUUCCAACCUGUGUUUUAACGUAUCCCAACCAACACGUGCAACCUUCUCUUCAUGGUCAGUCAGUCAGCGUUUCCACUAUACGCAGUCCACCAACAAUAAAUAAUGCACUAACGUGUCCCUAACAACGGUUUCGCCGAAACAGGCAAACAAAUCACACCUCGGUCAGUGUUUUGUUGGUGCGAAGUUGGAAAAAGUUUUCCGAACCGUCCGUAAACUAUCUCUAAAUUGUAGAGCAUUUUUUAGCGAUAAUUGCUUCUCAAGAUCAUGUUUAUUGCAAUCUGGAUAAGCCUGCUGUGGUUGAUUGGUGUUAGUGAUGCUAAAUACGUGGAAGGACACCUGAAAACAACUUCGGAUUGGGCAUUCUUGGCAAGGUUCUGCUUUCUAUCGAAUCAUGGUCGGUAUCAGUACGAGAUUGAGUACGAAAAACGGUAUGGGGAGUUGAAACUCCUGCUCUACUACGACGAUAAAACGCAAUGGCCUGCGGUGUAUAAAUCGGAUAGACCAUUGACAUGUUCUGAGAAACUCUCAGUGCUGAGCGUAAUUGAUAAUCAGAUUGUGACGUUGACGCCACGAAACCAUUUGUACUCUGGUUGUUCCCUUCUAACGCAAAACUCAAAAGACAACAAGGAAGUUUUGAAAAAGAGCUCACCAGAUCCUUCUGUGGGUCGUACCCCGUCGAACGAGGAAGACACGUUUACCUACGAUCAGUUUUUGAAACCUAGCACACCGGAAGUGAGUGUGGAUCCCAGCGAAGAAUUCGAAUGGAAUUCAACGGAGAUCGAUUUGUCGACCAUUGAGAACAGUACUUUUGUGCCGAUGGCCGAGGCGCAUAGCGUGGAGUACAACGGUUUGGAGAACAGUACCGAUUACCGCGUGUACGUGGAACAACUGUUUGAUAAUACGGCAGAGGGUCUCGACAAUGUGACCCGAAUCAGAAGAGCUGCCAAGUUUGAUACAAAGCUUAUAGUGAGCUGCAGCAAUCAUGGUACAUUCACCAGUUCACGGCAGAGGUGGUGGUACAUUGCCAUUUCCAACUGUGGGAGCAACCGAGGAUUGGACGUUUUCUACAGAUUCAAGAUGACCAAUGGUGUUCCCGGAGAUUUUUGGCACGAGCAUUUUUCAGCCGAUGAAAUGUACAUCCCGCCAAUCUUGCUGGUCGAAUCGAUUGCCUACACUCUCCUCCUGCUGGCAGUAUUCCUGUGUGCCAUAGAGCUCAAAUCCCGCCAUCUGUACCACUGCACGUACCGCUUGUUCGCCUUGAGUGUGCUGCUCCACUGGUUCGGAGUUCUGCUGCUGAGCGUAACGUGGGCCAAGUAUGCCGUUUCCGGAAUUGGGCCCUUCACCAGUUUUGGAUCGUUCUUCACCAGCGCCAGUGAAAUCACCUUCCUGCUGUUGCUGCUCCUGAUGGCCAAAGGGUAUACAAUCACUCGUGCUAGACUGAAGACCUGCGCCACGGUGAAGAUCACCGUGUUCACCAAUCUGUACGUGAUCGUGUACAUUUCACUGUUCAUUUAUCAAUCCGAGGCAUUCGAUCCAGGAGAGGUCCUAAAUCUGUACGAAUCUCCAGCAGGAUUCGGAUUGGCCGGCCUACGGUGCGUGAGCUGGGGCUUCUUUAUCUAUUCUUGCGCAGCUACGAUACGGAAAUUUACUGAAAAAGCGCCAUUCUACUAUCCAUUUACAUUGCUGGGAUCGAUAUGGAUCAUGAGUGGGCCGAUCUUAACAGUCGUCGGAGUGAACGUUCUAGAUCCUUGGGUUCGAGAGAGUGUCAUGUUUGGGGCUCUGACGUUGGUAGCAUUCUGCGGACACUCAGCAUUCCUGUGGCUUACGUGGCCCUCAAGAGCUAACAAGAGUUUUCCCUAUCACGUUCGUACGAAUCAUGUCGGAAUAUCAGCUGCCGACGAUGAAGUGAAUUACCCGCGGCAUACAUAUGAACCGGCACCCCCAGAAACGGGUAUCAUAAUUCCGUUGUCAAGCAAUACGGCAACACUGAAUGGAAUCUACGAUCAGUAUCUACGCGAAAGAGACAUUUACCACAGCGCAUCGACUCCAAUCAGCUAUGUAUCAUUUCCGGCGACUGCGAAGUCGCUCAACAACAAUCACCAUCCUUACCCAAAUCCUCAAAACCACCCCGCCCUCCUGAGGUCCAACCCCUCCCAGAACAAUCAACGCAACAUCUACAGUCCACCUGAGAGUGCGCCGCAAAGCUUGGCCAUCAGUAACGGAACUCAUGGCAACGACAGCAAUAACAAUAACCAUAACGACGGCGAAGACAACGUUGCCAACAAUAACGACAACUAUGGCAACGAUAUCCUGGUCGAUUCCGGCCAUCCAUCAUUGGACAUUUCGAUUUCCACAAGCCCUCCGAAGCACGAUGGAAGCGGUUCGACCACCAACAGCAACCAUUCCAACGGAAAUGCCGAGGAGGAGCAGAGAACAUCCUCAGGUAUGGGCAGUACGACACCUUCGGCGCCACCAGCAGCAGCUUUGGACGCGACACAUAUCAACAGUCCCCGCGUGGAACCGAAACCGUUUAACCCGUUCAUUGUGGGUGCGGCUGCAGCAGCCAUGGCCGAGGAACGGCGACGGAACAAGAUCAUACUGCCCAGUCUGGAGGGACACCACCCGGAAGGGACGGUUCCGAAGCAUCUGUUUGCUGCCAAACGGGAGGAAAGGACCAGUUAAGCUGAGUGGGGCAUUGAAAAUUUAAUACAGUUCGAUAAAUUUGAAUGAUUCGGUGUUCUUUGACUCAGGCCAUCCAAGGAGCCAUGUUGUACAUAAUCAGUUACUAUGAUAGUCUCUUAA
This is a messenger RNA of Aedes aegypti (yellow fever mosquito), 2815 nucleotides long. Its product is annotated as transmembrane protein 145. The record is from RefSeq and is a predicted model, not a curated record. Bases 278 to 2695 code for a protein of 805 amino acids. The transcript has 7 exons. Lineage: Eukaryota; Metazoa; Arthropoda; Insecta; Diptera; Culicidae. Gene Ontology annotation, biological process: G protein-coupled receptor signaling pathway; response to pheromone.